AUGAGCGAGCAGACAGGCAACUUGAUUGUAGGCACGGGAACCAUGGCAAAGUUCAAGCUGCUGCUUGCCACUAGCAUCCACGAAAGCCAUAUAAGGCACAGGAUCUGUACAAGCUUAGAAAGGAGCCAGAUGAGCCUGUACAUAAUUUUGACCGCAAAACAUCUUUUCGAUAAAGUCCAGAAGAGUGUUCCUGCACAUACUCGAGCAGCUGAACACGCCAUGCUGUGCAAAAUCGACAGGUACAUUCUUGAAAGAAAGAGCAGGGAGGCUGAAAAGGUGCUUCAAAACGAAUAUCUGGUGUUUAUUGGAUGCACCAUAAUAGCCUCAAAGAUGUACAUGGACUUCUCAUACACAAACUUCUCAUGGGUCGAGGUUUGCAGCCAUACGGUGGAUCAGAUAAACCUUACGGAAAGGCAGAUCCUGCAAAUAUUGAACUAUGAUGUGUGCCUGAAUUGGAUUGAGCUAAAGGUGAUGUACGAUGAGUUUGGAUGUAGUCAAAGCACAUCCACAAAGAUCAGGAAGCGCAAAGGAUUCUUCAACUGGGCAUUCAAAUCGCUGUUUAGUUUGGUUUCAUGCAUUGAUUAA
Molecule: messenger RNA, 585 nt
Organism: Ordospora pajunii
Lineage: Eukaryota; Fungi; Microsporidia; Ordosporidae
Exons: 1
Coding region: 1-585 (194 amino acids)
Source: RefSeq, a predicted model, not a curated record